GACUGACAGAUAGUUCGUCGUUGCCAGCAGGCUUUAUACCUUACCCUAAGGCCCCGUUUCCAUAAUAUUCCAAUAACUCGCCUGGUCCAACUCUUUGUCGUCGGUCCGUGAGGUUAACAUUGGUCUUCGAAAACCAAUCUACUUAAAGUUCAAUCAUGCGUGAAUGUAUCUCCAUCCAUGUCGGCCAGGCCGGAGUCCAGAUGGGCAAUGCCUGCUGGGAGUUGUACUGCUUGGAGCACGGUAUCCAGCCUGAUGGCCAGAUGCCCAGUGACAAGACCAUUGGAGGUGGUGACGAUUCCUUCAACACCUUCUUCAGCGAGACUGGCGCAGGCAAACACGUCCCCCGUUGUGUCUUCGUGGAUCUUGAGCCAACUGUAGUCGAUGAGGUCCGAACUGGAACCUAUCGCCAGCUCUUCCACCCCGAGCAGCUCAUUACCGGUAAGGAGGAUGCCGCCAACAACUACGCCCGUGGUCACUACACCGUCGGAAAAGAGCUCGUUGACCUCGUCCUGGACAGAAUUCGCAAAUUGGCCGAUCAGUGCACCGGUCUCCAGGGAUUCCUCAUCUUCCACUCCUUCGGUGGUGGUACCGGAUCUGGUUUCACCUCCCUCCUCAUGGAGCGUCUCUCAGUCGACUACGGCAAGAAGUCCAAGCUGGAGUUCGCCAUCUACCCAGCUCCCCAGAUCUCAACCGCUGUUGUUGAGCCAUACAACUCCAUCUUGACCACCCAUACCACUCUUGAGCACUCCGACUGUGCUUUCAUGGUCGACAACGAGGCCAUCUAUGACAUCUGCCGCCGUAACUUGGACAUCGAGCGACCAACCUACACCAACUUGAACAGGCUCAUUGGUCAGAUCGUCAGCUCCAUCACCGCUUCUCUGCGAUUCGAUGGUGCCCUCAAUGUCGACAUCACUGAGUUCCAGACCAACUUGGUGCCCUACCCACGUAUCCAUUUCCCUCUGGCCACCUAUGCCCCAGUCAUCUCUGCCGAGAAGGCCUACCAUGAGCAGCUGUCCGUUGCUGAGAUCACCAACGCCUGCUUCGAGCCAGCCAACCAGAUGGUGAAAUGUGACCCUCGUCACGGCAAGUACAUGGCAUGCUGCAUGUUGUACCGUGGCGAUGUUGUCCCCAAGGAUGUCAACGCUGCCAUCGCGACCAUCAAGACCAAGCGGACCAUCCAGUUUGUCGACUGGUGUCCUACUGGCUUCAAGGUCGGAAUCAACUACCAGCCGCCAACAGUCGUCCCAGGUGGUGACUUGGCCAAGGUCCAGCGGGCAGUCUGCAUGUUGAGCAACACCACCGCCAUUGCCGAGGCCUGGGCUCGUCUUGAUCAUAAGUUCGAUCUUAUGUACGCCAAGCGUGCCUUCGUCCACUGGUACGUCGGAGAGGGUAUGGAAGAGGGAGAGUUCUCCGAGGCCCGAGAGGAUUUGGCUGCCCUUGAGAAGGAUUACGAAGAGGUCGGUAUGGAUUCCGCUGCGGGCGAGGAGGGGGAGGAAGAAGGCGAGGAAUAUUAAGCAAAACUCCUGGCAAUCAAUCCAAUGAGUAGGAACCAUUGACAUUCACAAUAACGAAAACAACAAUUAAAGUACGGCAAUAGCCUUCAUUGACAUUGAAUUUUCCAUAAAAAUUAAAGUAAAUAGUGUAGGUGCUACCAAGACUUUUCGGUGGCAGAACAGUGUAAUGAAAAUGAUAUAAACAUGUUUUUUGAGUGAUACAGCCAUGAAGAGAGGUGCGACUUCCCCUGACCUAUUUUACAGUAAUGGACAGGAUAUCAAGCAAAUAAUCCUUACCCUAGUAAAAGUCAUCACGUCUCGUCCACUAGGCCACUCCCCCUUGCAAUCCUCUACCGUCUGGUUGACCAACACCCCCGCAUUAUUCGCGGCGAUGUGUCCUUCCACAAUGGCUUCGAUGAGAUUUUCAAGUGCAGUCUGAAAGCGAGGCGUUUAUCAGGAACUGAGCUGUCGCAAAUGUUAUCAAAUUGAAACAAAACUUAUGAUGUCAGUGUAAAACUUUUAAAGCAAUAAAAUACUCUUACAUUCUUACCUUUCUA
Molecule: messenger RNA, 2050 nt
Organism: Lineus longissimus
Lineage: Eukaryota; Metazoa; Nemertea; Pilidiophora; Heteronemertea; Lineidae
Product: tubulin alpha-1A chain-like
Exons: 3
Coding region: 156-1514 (452 amino acids)
Biological process (GO): mitotic cell cycle; microtubule cytoskeleton organization
Cellular component (GO): cytoplasm; microtubule
Molecular function (GO): GTP binding; structural constituent of cytoskeleton
Source: RefSeq, a predicted model, not a curated record